This is a messenger RNA of Lactuca saligna, 2298 nucleotides long. The record is from the annotation of a GenBank genome assembly. Lineage: Eukaryota; Viridiplantae; Streptophyta; Magnoliopsida; Asterales; Asteraceae.
AUGUGAUUGUGGAAAACAUUCAUCAAAACGAGGGUUUAGUUUUUUAUUCAAGGUGGGAUUAGAUUCUUUUGACAUGCCAAGAAAGAAAGUAUCUUCUUUCCAUAAACAGCACUACCAUUACAUUGAUUCCAGACAGGGACACUGCCACCAUCAACCACAUCCUCUGUUUUCGCUAGGGUUUCAUUCCUUUAUUUCUUUAUUCUUAAAUCGCUGUUCUUCCGAAUUUCAUCGAUGUUUAUUCGCCAAUCAUAAACCACGACUUCUGCAAAUUAUUCAUUCAUAACCAAAAAAAAAUGAAGGUCUAGCUUCUCGAUAGAGAUACAGUGAGUGGAUAUAGUCCAUUUGACCAAGUCCCGCCGGCAAAGACGUCCGUCAAUUCUAUAUCAUUAUCGCUAUACGUCUAUAUCUUUGUUGUCUUCUACGCAUAUUCCAUAUGUAACAUCACAGAGUGAUCAAGUAUAUGAAGAAGCAAAGGAUUCGGAUUGUAAUUCGCAUAAUCGCAGAACGGCUGCAAGCUUCCCAACUUUGAAGAACCCGUCCAAACCCUAAUUUUGGGGCUUAUUGGUGUUCUUAAUUGAAUCGGAUUUAAAGGUAUCAGCUCUUUUAAAGGUAGGAUAAUUGUUUGUUUGUUGGGAAAUUGAUUGAUAUAUGGGAGGGAUUUGCGUUAAGCCUUCUGGUGGGAGCCCAAGAGAGAGAACGUCUAGUAAAUUAUCAUCAGAAGCGUAUGUAUUACAGUCCAUCAGGGAAGAAAGUUUUAGGCUGAAAAAUCGACCUGAAGUUCGACCAAUUUCAGUCGACAAGAAACCAAAUUCUGUUCGACGUGUACGCGAUGAUCAUUUUGAGAAGAAGAAAGAGGGGUCUGAAGUUAUUCUCGCUAAUAUUCCAAGUAUCAGAACAAUUCCGAAAGCCACAGAAGGAGAACAGGUCGUUGCAGGUUGGCCUUCCUGGCUUGCUGAGGUAGCUGGUGAAGCCAUUAAUGGCUGGUUACCUCGAAGAGCAGACACAUUCGAGAAAUUAGACAAGAUUGGUCAAGGAACGUAUAGCUGUGUAUUCAAAGCUCGCGAUCUCACAAACAAGAAAACCGUCGCUUUAAAAAGAGUAAGAUUCGACAACAUGGAUUCAGAAAGUGUCAAGUUCAUGGCUAGAGAAAUCCUCGUCUUGAGAAGACUCAAUCAUCCAAAUGUAAUCAAACUCGAAGGAUUAAUCACUUCACGAACUUCAUCCAGUUUAUACCUUGUUUUCGAAUACAUGGAACAUGAUCUAACAGGAUUAGUAUCACUACCCGGUAUCAGAUUCACAGAACCACAAGUGAAAUGCUACAUGAAACAGCUCCUAAGUGGACUUGAUCAUUGCCAUAGUCAUGGUGUUCUUCAUCGUGACAUAAAAGGCUCAAAUCUUUUGAUCGACAAUAAUGGGAUUUUAAAAAUUGCUGACUUUGGUUUAGCAAGUGUCUUUGAUUGUAAUCAAAGUGUUCCAUUAACAACACGUGUAGUGACACUUUGGUAUCGACCACCUGAACUGUUGCUUGGAGCUACACAUUAUGGAGUUUCUGUGGAUUUAUGGAGUGCAGGAUGCAUUCUUGGUGAGUUAUAUGCAGGGAAACCUAUCAUGCCUGGUAGAACAGAGGUUGAGCAACUUCAUAGAAUCUUUAAGCUUUGUGGUUCACCUUCUGAAGAUUAUUGGAAAAAGACGAAAUUACCCCACUCAACAGCUUUCAAACCUGUUCAUCCUUAUAAAAGACGGAUUCUAGAAGCUUUUAGAGAGUUUCCUUUACCUGCUGUUGGACUUAUGGAGACCUUACUUGCUGUAGAACCUGAACAAAGAGGAACUGCAUCACUCGCUCUCAAGAAUCAGUUUUUUACGACAAAACCUUAUGCUUGUGAUCCUUCAAGUUUGCCACAUUAUCCUCCUAGCAAAGAAAUUGAUGCGAAGAUGAGAGAUGAAGAAGCUACAAGGCAAAGGGAAGGUGAAAGGCUUGAGAAGGAAAGGAAAGAGAGUCAUAUAAAGCAACAUGCGAUAUUGAAGGGUUCAAAAGAUGGUCGACCAAUGAGGGACUCUUAUUCAGGGCCAUUGGUGGCUGGAAACAAAUACUGUGAAAUUUCAAGAACAUCUAAAGAGGAUGAAAUUGAAAAGAAGGAUGUUUCGUGUUCCCAAGUAAGAAAAGAUGAAGUGGAUCAUGAUCGACAUAUUCAAGAAGCUGCCCGAAGAUCACGGAUUGAGAAGAUGAGGGUUGGUGAAGUUGAAGGAAAGGAAAUGGUGAGAAAUGUAGUGUAUCCAUCGAGUCGAUUAUCCAAAUAA